Molecule: messenger RNA, 940 nt
Organism: Paraphaeosphaeria sporulosa
Lineage: Eukaryota; Fungi; Ascomycota; Dothideomycetes; Pleosporales; Didymosphaeriaceae
Exons: 2
Coding region: 25-702 (225 amino acids)
Source: RefSeq, a predicted model, not a curated record
GCAGAACCACCAUAUCCAGUCAAAAUGGUUUACACCCAAAUCCUCGCCCUCGCAGCUCUGCCCGCCACCUUCGCGCUUCCCAACCCCCAAAUCUUCAGCCCGCCCCCCGAGACGCGCUACUGCGCCGUCGUCGACAAGACCGAAGAAACCAACGGGCCCAGCUGGCAAACCGGCCGCAGCGUCGACGGCGGAGGUGGUACGUCCACCCUUUUACCCUCUCCCACGCACCUGCUAACCCCAAAUCCAGCCGUGUCCUUCGAAUCCAGCCACUCAACCGGCUACCAGUGGCAAAUCGGCGGCGAAAUCGGGCUCUCGGCGGGGACACCCGUCAGCCUGGGCGCGGCCGCAGGCUUCAGCGUCGCCGAGCAAGUCACGGACUCGAUCGCGGAAGCCUCCGACGCAGAGUGUCCUGAUGGCCCGUGGCACUGCAGCGCGAUAUACUACCCGUGGGGCGUCAAAGUGAGUGGACACAUGCAGAAGCAGGGGCUCAAUGAUGGCUGCGAGACGGAGAGCCUGGGGAGCUUCACGCAUGACAUUGAGGAUGGGCAGCCGUGGGAGGCGUGGGUGCCGAAGAAGGAUGAGGGGGGUGUUGGGUUUGGGACCGUCGAGGUGUGCACGUGUCAGAAUUUGGAGCACUGGGCCGAUGAGGGGCAUCCCGCGCUGUUGUGUCCGGAGCAGUGCGCGAAGGGUGCGGAUUCGUAGUGAUGAGGGAGUGGGAAUGUGAUGGGAUCGCGCGUGUGGUUCUUGAGUCGUUCUGAGUAAGGUUUGCUGUACGUCCAAGACUAGGUUCACUGUAAUCGCAUGAAACGACUGGUAUGACUUUAGACUAAAUGUGCUCAACUGCAGGCCCCAGAAGAGCAUUCCAGUCUGCGUGAAACAUUUUGUAAUACUGAGAUCUUUGGACCCCUAUGAUCUCUCUUAAUGACAUUACGAGGUCGAG